CUGACACGCAAACACGGUCACGAAGUUUAAUAGAUUAAAACUUAGUCUAUGUCGAUGGUGACGUGGCAAUGUAAGUUGUUACUUUAUAUGACGCUUGGACAACUAACUGUACGUAGAUUUAGCCCAUCUAUUGCAAAUAGACGAGGUUGUGGCGAAUAUUGAAGUGUAACUUUUUCAGUACCGUCCGGCGAUUCCAGUUUUGACAAUGCAACGGGCACACCAUGGUAUGGGGCAGAGGCCAAGGCAGGAUGUUCCAAUUCAAGUCUAUGCUGACGAAGACGAUAGCAAAUCAGAAAAAAAGUACAAGGAAAGAAAAAGACUACGCAACAUUAAAAUGUUUUUCGGUGUUAUGUUAGUUGUUGGUUUUUUCGCAAUCGCUGUUUACAGCUUUCCAAGAGGAAACACUGCAACAGAGGAAAAAAGCGUGAAUGUUGUUCGUGACAAAGUAGUGUUCCUUCCACGGGAUGCAGAGAAAAAAGGGCUGGCGGUAGAGGAGAAGAUAGAAAGUGCUGAAGACGAAGAAGAACAAAAAAAAACUGAACAGCAAGAGAAAGAAAAUGUUAUAAAAGAACAUGAAACAAAUGAAGUCAAAGAGGAAGAGAAAGAAAUCCCUGGACUUAAAGUUCUUGCUAAGUCCCAGCAAGACUUCGCUGUUGACUUGUACCAGACACUCACUCAAUCUAAGCAGUAUCAAGAAGAGAACAUUGUGUUCUCUCCGUUCAGCAUAUCAGUUGCGUUAGCAAUGACGUAUCUAGGAGCCAAAAGUGAAAGUGCAACACAGAUGGAAAAAGUCUUGAAGUUUCAUCAAGUUGGAAUUGAGAACAUUCAUCCCACUUUUCACAUGCUGAGGUCUGAGAUUUUCAACCAAGAUGCUGGUUACGUUUUGAAUGCUGCUAAUAAACUCUUUAUUGAUAGCAACUAUACUUUCGUCUCAGAAUUUCUAUCAGCAACUGAAGCUUAUUACGACAGUGCUUUAGAACCUCUCAAUUUUGGAAAUCCUGAAGAGUCCAGAGUUGAGAUCAAUAAAUGGGUCGAUAAGCAAACUCAGUCACUCAUACAAGAUUUGAUCCCUGAAGGUGUUAUCAGUACUAUGACGAAACUCGUUCUUGUCAAUGCGAUAUAUUUUAAAGGCAAAUGGGCGAAUCAGUUCAAUCCAAAAUUUACCAAAGUUGAUAAUUUUUAUCUUGAUAAGAGAAACGCGGUGAAAAUACCUAUGAUGUAUAAUAAUGAAAACAAAUUUAAAUUUUAUGCAGAUGAUGUUUUAAAAUGUCAGAUUCUUGAGAUGCCGUACAGCGGUAGUAAUCUGAGUAUGAUUGCCAUUCUUCCCGAUGAGGUCAAUGGUUUGUUGUCGUUACAGAAAAAUAUAACCUCUGAUACCCUCCAAAAGUGGUUUUCACAACUGCAUGAAACAAAAGUCGACGUUACCUUUCCCAGAUUCAAAAUGGAAUCCAGUUUUCAGUUAAAAUCUGAAUUGCAGAAGUUGGGCAUGGUUGAUAUUUUUGUCCCAGAUUUGGCGGAUUUAACCGGUAUGGCCGAUAAUCGAGAGUUAUUUGUGUAUGAUGCUGUACAUAAAUCGUUUAUCGAAGUAACAGAGGAAGGUACCGAAGCUGCUGCAGCCAGUGCAGUCUUAGUAGGCAUAGAAUCUGUGAGGGUACAUCAUAAAUUUAACGCCAAUCAUCCAUUUUUAUUUCUUAUCAGAGACAAUACUACAGGAACAGUUUUAUUCAUGGGUCGAAUCAUGAAGCUAAGUCAAAAAUAAAUCAAAAGUAUAAUUACUUUAAAACUUCUGUUAUGUGUUAAUGUUGUUAUUGACUACAGUCUGACUGGUAUACAUUUUGCCUUCCACUU
Saccoglossus kowalevskii is the source of this 1848-nucleotide messenger RNA. RefSeq names its product leukocyte elastase inhibitor A pseudogene. NCBI's taxonomy places the organism in Eukaryota, Metazoa, Hemichordata, Enteropneusta, Harrimaniidae. The record is from RefSeq and is a predicted model, not a curated record.